CCCUCGAGGAGAACCAUUGCAUCAUGACCCCAGACAAAGAGCCUGUUGUCACAAACCUUUGUUUUGUUUGUAUCGUGAUCUUAAUAGUCGGAAUCAUAGUCCAGGUCUCUGGUGAAAAUGAACUUAGAGUAGACAUGUCAAAAAUAGGCCUGACGCAUGUUCCGAAAGACCUGUCACCAAGAACUGAAGUCUUAGACAUAUCUCAAAACUACAUAUCUGAGCUUCAGAUCUCUGACUUCAGCUUCUUAUUGGGGCUGAAAGUUUUGCGACUUUACCAUAAUAGAAUCCAGAGACUUGAUUUUAGUGUUUUCAAGUUCAACAGCUACCUGGAAUAUUUGGAUUUAUCUCACAAUCAGUUGCAAAAGAUAUCCUGCUACCCUGUGGUGGGUGUCAAACAUUUAGAUCUCUCAUUCAAUGACUUUGAUGCUCUGCCCAUCUGUACAGAAUUUGGCAACUUGACGCAACUGAAUUUCUUGGGAUUAAGUGCUGCAAAGUUCCAGCCAUUAGAUCUGCUACCAAUUGCUCACUUGCAUCUAAAUUACAUUCUUCUGGAUUUAGGAGGUUAUUACGUGAAAGAAAAUGAGGCAGAAAGUCUUCAAAUUCUGAACACAAAAUCACUUCAUUUUGUUUUCCACCCAGAGAGUUUAUUUUCUGUCCAAGUGAACAUAUCAGUUAAUACUUUAGGGUGCUUACAGCUGACAAAUAUUAAAUUGAAUGAUGAGAACUGUCAAGUCUUAAUUAACUUUUUAUUGGAACUCACUAGAGGUCCAACCCUACUGAACUUGACUCUCAAUCACAUGGAAACAACUUGGAAAUGCUUGGUUAGAGUUUUUCAGUUCCUUUGGCCCAAACCUGUGGAAUAUCUCAAUAUUUACAAUUUAACAAUAGUCGAAAGCAUUAAUGAAGAAGAUUUUGCUUAUUCUGAAACAACACUGAAAGCAUUAAAAAUAGAACAUAUUAAAAACCAAGUUUUUAUCUUCUCACAGACAGCAUUGUACACAGUGUUUUCUGAGAUGAACAUUAUGAUGUUAACCAUAUCAGACACACCUUUUAUUCAUAUGCUUUGUCCUCAAGCACCAAGCACAUUUAAAUUUUUGAACUUUACCCAGAAUGUGUUCACAGAUAGUGUUUUUCAAAACUGUUCCACUUUAGUGCAUUUGGAGACACUUAUCUUGCAAAAAAAUGGAUUAAAAAACCUUUGUAAAGUAUCUCUUAUGACAAAGAAUAUGCUGUCCUUGGAAUUCCUGGAUGUUAGCUUGAAUUCUCUGGAAUCUCAUACACUUGAGGAAAAUUGCACUUGGAUUGAAAGUAUAGUGGUAUUAAAUUUAUCUUCAAAUAUACUUACUGACUCAGUUUUCAGCUGUUUGCCUCCCAGGGUCAAGGUACUUGAUCUUCACAAUAAUAGAAUCAUGAACAUCCCUAAAGAUGUCACCCAUCUGGAAGCUUUGCAGGAACUCAACAUAGCAUUCAAUUCUUUAGCUGACCUUCCUGGAUGUGGUACCUUCAGCAGCCUCUCUGUACUGAUCAUUGACCAUAAUUCUAUUUCCCACCCAUCAGCUGAUUUCUUCCAGAGCUGCCAGAAGAUGAAGUCAAUACAAGCAGGGAGCAACCCAUUCCAAUGCACAUGUGAGCUCAGAGACUUCAUCCAACAUAUAGGCCAACUACCAAGUGAAGUGGUAGAGGGCUGGCCUGAUGCUUAUAAGUGUGACUACCCAGAAAGCUAUAAGGGAACCCCACUAAAGGACUUCCAUGUGUCUCCAUUAUCCUGUAACACAGGUCUGCUGAUUGCCACCAUUGGGGUCGUGGUGCUGGUGUUAGCUGGUUCUGUGACCUUCCUCUGCCUCUACUUGGAUCUGCCCUGGUAUCUCAGGAUGGUGUGUCAGUGGGCCCAGACUCGGCACAGGACUAGGAACAUCCCCUUGGAAGAACUCCAAAGMAMUCUYCAGUUCCAUGCUUUUAUUUCAUACAGUGRRCAUGAUUCURCCUGGGUAAARRRUGAAUUAGUACCCUGCCUAGAAAAAGAAGAUAUCCGGAUCUGUCUCCAUGAAAGAAACUUUGUUCCUGGCAAGAGCAUUGUGGAAAAUAUCAUAAAUUGCAUUGAGAAGAGCUACAAGUCCAUCUUUGUUUUGUCCCCCAACUUUGUCCAGAGUGAGUGGUGCCAUUAUGAGCUGUACUUUGCCCACCACAAUCUCUUCCAUGAAGGGUCUGAUAACUUACUCCUGAUCUUACUGGAACCCAUCCCACCCAAUAGCAUUCCCAACAAGUAUCACAAGCUGAGGGCUCUCAUGACACAGCGCACUUACUUGGAAUGGCCCGUGGAGAAGAGCAAACAGGGACUUUUUUGGGCUAACAUCAGAGCUGCUUUUAAUAUGAACUUAACACUAGUCAAUGAAAACAAUGAUGUGAAAACUUAAAGUCAGGAAAUCCCAAUUAACACCAUUAUCUUGAACUCUGAUGAAUAUCAUUGCUAGCUCCUAUCUGGGGCUGCUUCCAUAUCCACCAUGUCUUUGGGGAAGAUACAAUGAAAACCUUGUUUCAACUGAGUUGGGGAAUUAGGUUUGGGGUGGGGAUAAAGGUGAUGCUCAUUUUGCCAAUUAGAGAAAUCUUAGUAUCUUCCUGUUUACUCUCCGUUUUCACAUUGAAACAGUCUUUUUUGAGUAAAUUCUCAUUCAGGGAUCUUUCUUCCCCACUCUCCUUUCCCAAAUGAAAGAGGGAAAGGAGACUUUGUGGCUUCAUGUCAGCAAGAAAAGAGAUGGCCUCAGAACUGUGUGCACUGGUCCUUGGAGUCUCCU
Molecule: messenger RNA, 2792 nt
Organism: Urocitellus parryii (Arctic ground squirrel)
Lineage: Eukaryota; Metazoa; Chordata; Mammalia; Rodentia; Sciuridae
Gene: Tlr6
Product: toll like receptor 6
Biological process (GO): cellular response to diacyl bacterial lipopeptide; immune response; toll-like receptor signaling pathway
Cellular component (GO): Toll-like receptor 2-Toll-like receptor 6 protein complex; plasma membrane
Molecular function (GO): lipopeptide binding; Toll-like receptor 2 binding; transmembrane signaling receptor activity
Source: RefSeq, a predicted model, not a curated record